AUGGCAUGGCAUCUAAAGCAAAGUUUAACAAUCUUGCUCAACUUUAACUCGUCCAUGGAUGAAGCACAUCAUGACCACCACACACUAGAAUUCAGCCCACUGUUCAUCGGCCUUCUUGGCGUCCUCGUCGAAGUUAUCAUGGUUACAACUUUUCACUGCAUAGUUGUUAGAACCAACAAUCAAGAAGAGCUUCCUAGUAGUAGUAGCACCAACAGCAGCAGCAACACCACCGCGAGCAAUUCAACAGUGGCUCUGAUGGCAAUGUGCAUAUACAGACAAUUAGAAUGUAAAGAAGAGACGUGUGCUGUGUGUUUAAGUGAAUUCAAUGAAGGUGAUGAAAUUGGUAUACUGCCUAAAUGUGCACAUAUAUUUCAUGUGCAAUGCAUUAAUAAGUGGUUGUGUUCAAACCCUAAUUGUCCACUUCGCCGUGCCGGUAUUGUGCCUUGGCCACAGAACGAUGUUGCAGUGUCCUUACCGGAUUCCGGGGGUGUCCCGCCACCGGAGCUGUACGAGGUGCCCCAUUUUGGAGGUUGA
Molecule: messenger RNA, 534 nt
Organism: Ilex paraguariensis (yerba mate)
Lineage: Eukaryota; Viridiplantae; Streptophyta; Magnoliopsida; Aquifoliales; Aquifoliaceae
Source: the annotation of a GenBank genome assembly